This is a messenger RNA of Trichogramma pretiosum, 2283 nucleotides long. RefSeq lists its product as uncharacterized. Lineage: Eukaryota; Metazoa; Arthropoda; Insecta; Hymenoptera; Trichogrammatidae. The transcript has 2 exons. Bases 1053 to 1712 code for a protein of 219 amino acids. The record is from RefSeq and is a predicted model, not a curated record.
CGUCUCAAUUUCAUUAUGUCUCUUUUGACGACGAAGUAACUUUGGAUACGUUAUUUGCACAGUAAGCUGAGUUGUUAAAACGAUUCAUCCUUUUUCGAUGGUAUCGCAUGUUCGUGAUAUAUUUAAAGAUCGUAAUAGGGUUUCGAUGAAAAAAAAUUGUAUGAAAGUGAAUAAAGAUAGGAUAAUUAUUACUAGUACAAUUUUCGAAAGAAAAUAUCACUUAAGAAUGUAAAGAUUUUUUUUAAAGGUCGGUAUGAUGAAAUAAUGCAUUCAAUACAAUUUACAACAAAUUUUAUUAAUCGUGACUGUGUUUUUCUUCGAUAUUACAUUGUAUCAUUGAAAGUUUGGUUGAAAAGCAAAGAAAACAACUAAAAAAUUAUAAUGUAUAUAUGAUAUAUUUAUAUUAGGGCUUCACGAUAUUCGAUAAAAAUAUCGAUAUCGUAUCGUUAUCGUAUCGAAUACGAGACGAUAUCAAUACGAUACUUAUAUAUUACGAUAUCAAGAUCAAUACGAUAUUUUCAUUAACAAAAUGUGUCGAUAAUAUUGUAUCGUCGAUAAUAAUUACUCGAUAAUAUCGUAAAUAUUGAUAUCGACUUUUUCUGCAAUGCAAACUUAUUCGACGCAUUUGAGAAGCAACCGAUCAUAGGAAAUUUGUAUGUCCAAAAAUAAUAACAACACAGUUUACCGCUAGAGUAGUCGCCGUGACCUUCUACAUGAAAUUUAUAUAUGUACGUAUGUUGUCAGUUGUAUAAUGUGCGACUGCAUUACGCUCUCUCUCUCUCAACGUUCAUUUGUUUUUUCGUGUUCGGACUUGUAAUCCGCACUAACAGCAGAACUAUGCUGCUGCUUAAGGAGAUCCGCACUAACAGCAGAACUAUGCUGCUGCUCGUUCCAACAUCGUCGUCGUUUUUUCGCGUUUGAACUUGCACCUAAGCAGAACUACACUACUGUUUAAUUAGACUACAGCAGUCGCUGCUGUUUCGUGUAAGAUAACGUAUUGUGUGUUGUUUCGUGAAAUAAUUCAUAUAAAAAUUAUAAAAACAUUUUAAAACAUGACAAACUGCCCUAUAUGUGUUAAUGGACAUGAGCCAUCUCAGCACUCAUGUAUUAUAUGCAGUAAAUUUGUGCAUUUACACGAACAGUGUUCAAAAUCAGUUGAUGGCGAAGAAGAAGGUUCGAGUGAAAAAAGAAUCUGCCUAGAAUGUGAUCUUCGUAACGUAGAAAUUUUUACUUCUAAUUGCUUCGAAUCCGAGAAAACUGCUGUCGUUGAAAAAAAUGAAAAGCAGACAGUGCAACAAGACGAUGACAAACAAUCGUUAAAGGACUUUUUUCAUUAUGAAAAAGUCGAAGAUAUGAAGCAUGGUUUUUGCUUGAUUUGCGGAAAAGAUGAAAGUGGUAAUUAUAAAACAAAAAUACCAAUGAAAGCGAGCAACACAACUGGAUUGAAAUCACAUCUUCAGCACCAUCACAGAAAGCAAUAUGAAAAACUAUUCCCUCUUGAAACAUCAAGAAAAAAAUCAUCCAAUACGAAACUACAAUCAACUUUGGAUAGAUUUUCAAUAGUGAGUAACUUUAAUAAUUUAAUUUGUAUACAUUCAUUAAUCACGUGCGAUCGAGUAUAUAGAGCUAUGGCCAUACUUGAUCACAGUCGUGCAAGAAAGAACUUGUUAUUGUACAGUUUGCUCGGCACUUUUGCAAUGCUGAAGAGAUAAUCGGCUUAGCGAGAAAAUAAGUUUUUCAUUGAUUAAUCAAAUUGAUGUAAUCUUAUACUUUUUUUGUGAAUAAACCAUAGAGUAAUAUAAUUUCUAUUAUUUUUUUGCACAAGAAUACUAUUUUUAAUGAAAUAUUUUUUAGGUCUCUGAGAAUAAAUGUACUACUGAACGGCGAAUAGUAACAUGGCUAUGUUUCAAGAACUUACCCAAAAGUUUUUUCGAUGACCGGGAAACACAAAAUUUUUUUGCUUUCUUCAAUAAAAAUAUUCCAGUACCCAGUAAAAAUCAAGCAAAUAUUAUGAUCAAAGAGGAAUUUGAGAAAAUGCAAAAAAAUGUUAAAAAUUUAUUAGAAAAAAAUAAAUCUAAAUUUGCAUUCACAAUCGAUGCCUGGUCUGGAAAAACCAGGAAAUCGUACUAUGGAGUGACUGUUCAUUACAUAGACAAAAAUUGGACUUUAAACUCGUUUGCUAUUGAUUUUAGUCCAUCUAAAGGAAAACAUUCCGGUUUAGAUAUUGCACACACCUUUUAUGAAAUUGCUAAAUUUUAUAAUAUCCAUGAUAAAAUAGCUGGC